Molecule: messenger RNA, 1047 nt
Organism: Micromonas commoda
Lineage: Eukaryota; Viridiplantae; Chlorophyta; Mamiellophyceae; Mamiellales; Mamiellaceae
Exons: 1
Coding region: 87-983 (298 amino acids)
Biological process (GO): ribosomal small subunit biogenesis
Source: RefSeq, a predicted model, not a curated record
UCAUACCGAUGUUCGCAACUCACCUAUCACGCUCUUUGCUGGCCACCAGGCCGAGGCUAGCGUCCUCCUCGCGCUGCGUCAACGGCAUGGCGCGCGGAAUGUCCCCUUCGCUCCACCGUCCUUCUCAGCCAGCCGCACCGCGGAAGUUUCGAUGCGGGGCGCACGCUUGGUCGAUGCCUCGGGGAUCCCUCCGUCGCGAUGACCGCGAAGCACGAUUCGGCUCCGGACUAUCCACCGUGGUCGCUGGUCGCAUCAACUUCAGGAGGAACGUGUCCGCGUCGGCGAAGCCGAAGGGGGGCAAGAAGGAGAGCGACGACGAUGCGAUUGACGACGGCGAGCUCGAUGUUGACGAGGACUUUGACGAUGCCGAGCUCGCCGAGAUCGAGGAGAGCGGCGAGAACGAGAUCGAGACCGACGAAGCCUUCUUCACAGGGGGAACGGAGUGGGGCCAGAUGGGGCUCGACGUCCUGAGGGAGGUUCUAAAUGAGGACGAGUUCGAUGGCGAGCUGGAAAUUUUCUCGUACAAGGUAUCCGCCGAGCGCAAGAGGAUCUACAUCAGCAUCGACGCCGUGAACGACAAGUUCGGUUCCCCCACGCUCGACCAGCUCGGCGCAGUGAGCCGCACGUACAACACGGUGCUCGAAGAGAAGGGGUUCCCAGACGACGUGGCGCUGGAGGUUGCGUCCCCCGGCGCGGAGCGACAGUUGCGGCUACCGCUCGAGUUGGAGAGGUUUAGGGAUCUGACGAUGAAGGUGACGUACGCGGCGAGGGCGGAGGAAGACGGCGCGGAGGGGACGCGCACCAAGGUACUAGACGUUGAGGACAUCGACGAAGACGGAUCGCCCACGUUCAAGCUCGCGGACGUCGAAGAGAACAGGCCGCAGGCGAAGAAGGGACAGGGGAUGAACAAGAAGCAACGCGACUGGCGCCUUAAGCUUGAUGUUGGCGACAUCUCCAAGGCGAACCUCUACGUCGGGUUCUGAGCGUCCGAACGUUGAUGAAUGCCUUUAUCGCUACUUUAUUAUUAAUGGGAGCCAACGUCUCGUU